UCCCAUAUCCUGUGAUGUCACAUAAUCCCUAAGUGUCCCAACCCGAACUUCCUGUCACACUUGAAAGCCAUUCCAAGUUGGCUCUUCUAUACUUCAGCCAAAGGCCUCCUAAGUUGUUUACGUCCUUGUGUAUGCACAUGCAAGGACUUGUGUAUUAACAUGUCCCUUCUUAACGUGAACUUGGGCCAAAGGCUGGCUUCCUGUGCAGAGCAGGCUGGGAAAAGUCAGUUUUAGGAGAGGAAGUGGCAGAGAGAGGGGCCCGAGGGUCUGUGACCAAUACUGAGCCAGUCCUGUGAGGCUGAUGCCACAGUGGCAUGCUCCUUGAGUGGUGUCCCCUCCUUGUCACCAAGGGACAGUGCUGGGGGAGCCACAUGGCCACUUACCCGCUGUAGGCACCCCCCACCAGAGUUCCUCCCAUACUUUCUCUGUGAGCUGGGCUAGCUCUGAGUUAGCGGGAGGCCCGUGGGGUCAGCUGUGCAGCUGCCGGACUCUUUCCCACAGAACUCUGAGGAGGGCCUGCCCAAUCCACUCUAAGUGCCCGUGGCGAUCACUCCCGAGGACACAGAGCCCUCACGCCGCCUGCUGUCUGCCGCUGGCGCACACCUGUGCCUCCAGGGGUCCCUCUGCCUGCUGCUUCCUGGGCUCCCGGCAUCGACAGACACGGGCACUCGCGCUCAUGGAGAUUCUGCAUGGCCUGUGCCAAGGGGCUGCACCGCGCACCUCCCUGCAGGGACAGAGGCCGCUGGGCGUCAGGGAGGUCUCCGUGCUCUGCCGUCCAACCCCCUGGACCAAAGCUCAGCCUGCAGGUGACAGAGACCAGGGAUGGUUGCCGCCGGCAGCACCUCAGGGCCUGGCUCUGCCCGCAUCUCACCGUGUGACCUUGUGGAGUAGCUGUGACAGCUUUCCCAGAGGAGUCUGGAGAAGAAAAUAUGGAAGGAAUGUGCCAUAAGCAGAAGGAAUGAAAGCGGAACAGUCGUGAAGCAUGAAGCUCCAAGGAGAGGUCGAGGCCAGCUGUGAGCCAGGCAGACCGACGUGACAGGGAGUUGCAGGGAGGAACACAUGGUUCUCAAAGAAUGGAACGGAGGCCCUGGGGGUUCCCUGAGGCUCUUGCUGGCGUCUGGGAGGUGCAGCUUCUGGAAUGGAAAAGAAAUGAUGUUUAUUUUUCUCUGUGUUCCGGCACAGUACACGCCCUUGCUCACUGGACCCCAUGAGAUUGCGGGGUGGGCACUGUUACCCGCCCACUUCCUAGACAAGAAAACUGAGGUCUGGAGAAGCCCCAGGAGCUGCGGGUUGGUCGUAGUUUGUAAUCCCAGUGAGGCUGAGAGUCACCAAGCUGACCCCAGUGAGGCCAAGAGUCACCAAGAUGACAUCUUUAUUGCCCUUGACGGAGGAGAAGAGGAGAAAGCUGGGGAGGGGGCAGGUGCAUUGGUAAAGGUUCCCGAAGAAACGGAACCACUAGGUUCCUGGUGAGCCUUCUGUUCUCUCCGGGCCCACAGGGGAUUGGAACAGGCCCACCACCCACUCUGGGAGGGCCAUCUGCCUGACUCCGUCCGCUGCUUCACACGUCAGUCUCAUCCAGAAGCACCCAGAGUGAGGCUCACGGAAUGCCUGGGCCCUACGAGGCCUGCCGAGUGGACAGGUACUGUGCAGGUGCCUUUUCUGCCUUGAACACAUACAGCAUUGCCGUGGGUGCGUCCACCAGUGACCGUCCCUGCCCACAGCCCUGGUGCCUGAGGCCCUGGGUUCCAUCUGGAGCUGCCCUACGGCCAUGUUUGCUCCGGGAAAGAUAGCCCACCAGAGAGCCCCCUAUGCAGAGGCUACCUGAGGCCUUAUGGCCGGUACAACCCAGCAUCCAGCUGUGACCAGACAACCAGAAGCUCUCUGGGUCAUAGGACUGCAACUCGGAAACGAAGACUCACUGGUCAGCUGAGUUGAUAGAAGGUCAUGGCCUCAUCUGGGGCUGAAGCACAAGGGAGCAGAGGCCAGGACUGGAGGACGAGCCAGGUAUACAGACUGAGGCAGGGUCCUCUGUGAGGCCUGGAGACCCUCAGGUGAGGGCUGGUGCUCUGAGCUGCUUCCGGACACUGUCCUCCAGCUUCAGCGCCGACCUGACCUUAAAGUGCCACAUUCCUGUGAUAAUGGGAGAGAGUCCCUGACAACCAGUGAGUGGCACUGUGAGCUGACACAUAGCCCAGCAUCAAGGGGACACAAAAUAAAAUGAAGGUCAGCUAGGCCAGGUGCUGAGGCAGAGCACCAGACCAUUGGAGGCCACUCAGAGGGUCUCCUUGGCCAGCCUGAAGGACAUGGACCUGCUGCUCAUCCUCCCCAAUGUGGAGCCGUCUUCAGCAGCCUGUCCUGUCUGCACCAUUGCUUCCUCUCUCCAGGGCUGAGGGCAUCACUGACCAUCUAUUUGCCAGAGUAUUAGAAGGACAAGGACCAUCUUUGUCAGGGCUGUCUCCAGUAUCAGCUAGAAGAGAGGAAAACCUCUUCCCAAGAAGCCACCAGCCACCAGCCAGGGCAGCCUGCCUCCCUGGGGCUCCCACCAGCAGCCUGCAGGACCCCCCACGCCCGGGGGCUUUCCAGAGCUGUGAAGUUCCCCUUCUGGGGCUGUCCUCCCCCUGGCCUCUGAUGUGCCCCGCCCCCUGCCCCGCUCCCGGCAAAUUAUCCUUCAUCUCCUAUCAGUUCUGACCGCACAUUCUCUCCCUUGGGUCCACGCUUUGUGUUCCCACGCCUGCAGGCCUCCCUCCCCUCUGCCCAGCCAGCUCCAUGCUGUCCUGCAAGAAGGUCCCUGGGAAGAGCUCUGGACUAGUGUCCCAGACAGGAGUGAGCCGGGGGAGAUGUCAGAGGCGAGGACGCAGGCCCAGGACACGGAGGCACACCCCAGUCUCCAGACAGAGGGAGCCAGGACGGAUGGCUGUGGGCGGGCCGAGUGAGUCAAGUGGCAGGGUUCACACACCACACAGCCCCUUUAUUCACCAAUUGUUUGUUUAUUCACCAAUCGCUCGUGGGUUCCCGGGGAAUGAAGCACACAGUCCUUGUGCCGGACAAGAGUGUCACUGCAGUUGGAACAGGUAUGUCCACCUGUCUGUCCUGUCUGUGCCCCACCCCCAUCACUGCACAUGCAGGGCCCAACAGCUGCAUCUGCUGGCGGACCCCCACCCCCCCAGGGGAGUGUCAGCCUGCCCCUUGCUGCUCUGGCCAACUGCAGCAUUUAGGGACCAGGGCUGAGAUAGAAAUACCUUGAAUCGGGAUAAUUUGUUUCCAUACGUCGUGGACCAGUGGAGUGACUAAGUUCUGCAAGGGUGGAAAUUGUGUCCCUGUUUCCACCUGUGGGUCCCGAGCAGCUGGUGCAGACCCACUUCAGAGGGGUAGACGGGUAGAUGAAUGAUGAGUGAGUGAGUGAUGAACCCAGACACCUGAGACCCGUGUUCUCAGCUGGCCGGCAAACAGCCCAACAACGUGAGUGCAGGUGGGUCCUUGUAAGAGCUGUACAGAUUCAGCAGAAAUGUGAGCGGGAGGGCGCGUGGCCUAACGCAGGACUCAGAACAGGGUCCUGGUCUCCUGAGGCAGAGGAUUUGUGGGGUGGCCCCUGGGGGCUGAGGUGGGAGGAGGUGGGGUGGCCCCUGUGCGAGCAGCCCGGAACCAGGCCCUAAGAGAGAAAGGGGGCUCCCUGAGGCCCCUAAACCCCACACCGCGUGCCCCUGGGAGAAUCUGCCCAUUCACACGUUCGCUGCCUCACUCAUGCCACCGUUCCUGCCUCAGGCCUCAGCCCAUCACAGAGCCCAGGGCCCUCAAACGUCAAAAAGCACCAGCUGGAACGAUUGUUCUGGAAUUUUUUAUUUUAUUUUAUUUUUUGGUGAAGUAUAUGCACAUUUGGCUGCACUUGGUAACGCGCCGGCGCCUAUCUCAGGCAUGGAAGGUGAGAAGCACACCAGCCAUGGUCAGCGAGCGGGGCUUGCGGAGCGGCCCCGGACCUGAAGCCCCGGGAACGAGCCCUCCGGCUUCUGGAGGAGUCCAGGCUGCCCGCCACACGUUGGUGUGGGUCGCGGCCUCUCUGGGCCCUGUGUCUGGGUGUGCUCGCACACGGAGCUGCAGGGUGGUCUGGGGACGCUGUGUUGUGGGGACGUGGACCCCAGGGGUCUGCUGCCUGGACAGGCCGCCUGCCGGAGCGUUCGUGGCGCCGAAUGCAGAUUUAAGGCACGUGUUUCUGGUCCCCACGGUAAAGCCUGGCGGGCUGGUGGCAAAGUACAGAAGGCCUCCCAAUGACAUGGUAUUGACUUGCCCUGGGAGAGGCGGGAGCCUGCGAUGGAGGGACGGAGCCCUCCCUGCUGCUGUCCUGCUGCUGUCCUGCCGCUGGACCGCUUGUCCCACUCGGAGCCGCAGACUAGGGAUUUCCUCUUCUAUUUUUACUGCGAAGUGUGCACUGGUGGAAGGCGUUAGGUUUGGGGAUGCUUUUUCCCCUUGGAGUUGCUUGGCUGCAUGUGAAGGUAGUUCUCAGCCUUCGCAGCCCGUGGAGAUUCUGAUAAGGAAUCAAAAACCCCAUCAUCGCCCGUUUUUAUUACUCCGGUUAAUACAAAGCCGGCAGGCCGGGCGGCCUGUGCAGCUGAGGAGGCCUGUAGGAAUGGCGCUGGUGGGCUCUCUGGGGCUGAGGGACGGGAGCAGGACUGGAAGUGGGGUGCCGCGGGCUCUCUUCCCCACUCCCCCAGAGGGUGCAGGGCUGUCCUGCAUCCCCAGGGGGUGGCAUCCACCAGCCUCCGAAUCUCAGAACUGGGCUGAUGGGGGAGCCAGCCCUCAGCCCAAGAUGCCCGUCAGACUCACUACGGCCCCUGGACUUCAGGCUUCUCUCACAGCUGGGGUUUCCUGGGUUUGCUUCUCAAGGUGGGGAGACCCACCAGACGGGUCCUGCUAGGCUGGACUGGAAAAUUGGCUACACCCUGACCUGGGCUCCCAGGAGCAUCUACCCACCCCCGCCCCCACUGGGGACCUCGGAGAGUCGGGGGAAAGCCAUUCCACACUGGAAGCCCCGGCUGGCUUUGAAAGAGGAGGCCACUCAUGUGCCAACGGUGGGGAGGGGGCAGGCCUUGCUGAGGGACACCGGCUGGUGUGGGAGCCGCAGUGGCAGGAACCCCAUGCUGGGCUCAUGGGGCCUGAGCAGAAUGUCUUCAUGACAGGGCCAUUCUUUUUCUUUUUCUAAAAGAUUUUAUUUAUUUAUUUGACAGACAGAGAUCACAAGUAG
Messenger RNA from Mustela erminea (ermine), 5236 nucleotides. RefSeq lists its product as uncharacterized. The record is from RefSeq and is a predicted model, not a curated record. Bases 3866 to 4909 code for a protein of 347 amino acids. NCBI's taxonomy places the organism in Eukaryota, Metazoa, Chordata, Mammalia, Carnivora, Mustelidae. The transcript is spliced from 8 exons.